Messenger RNA from Pseudocercospora fijiensis CIRAD86, 885 nucleotides. RefSeq lists its product as uncharacterized. The record is from RefSeq and is a predicted model, not a curated record. The transcript has 3 exons. Gene Ontology annotation, biological process: mitochondrial citrate transmembrane transport. Bases 1 to 885 code for a protein of 294 amino acids. NCBI's taxonomy places the organism in Eukaryota, Fungi, Ascomycota, Dothideomycetes, Mycosphaerellales, Mycosphaerellaceae.
AUGAAAGAUGAUGGACCGAAUACUCCAGCGAUAGUAUCUCUGCUAGCCGGCGGCAUAGCAGGAGCAGUCGAAGGUGCCGCAACAUACCCAUUCGAAUUCGCAAAAACACGCGUCCAACUCCGCGAACAAAAAGGCCAACCGACACCCAGAAACCCGUUCAAAGUCGUCUACAACGUCUACGCAAAAGAAGGCAUCCGCGCCUUAUACAAAGGCUGUCUCCCGCUGGUAAUCGGCAGCGUAGGAAAAGAUGGAAUCCGCUUCCUCUCCUUCGACACAAUAAAAACAACCUUCAAAGACCCCGAAACCGGAACCCUCUCACCUCUCCGCAACAUGCUUUCCGGCAUGGCGUCGGGAGUCGUCGCGUCCGCGACAGCAGUGACUCCGACCGAAAGGAUAAAAACCGCAUUAAUCGACGACGCGCGAAACGAGAAACGUUAUGUGAAUGCGAGACAUUGUAUUAAAACCAUCCUCUCCGAAAACGGAGUGUUAGGCCUGUAUCGCGGUUUCGCUGGUACGACGCUGAAACAAGCCGGCGCCACAGCUUUCCGUAUGGGGACGUACAACGUCCUCAAAGAUUAUGAGAAGGUGCGAAACAUUCCGCAGACUACGGCGACGAAUUUCGCGAAUGGGAGUGUGGCGGGGAUUGUGACGACGCUGGCGACGCAGCCUUUUGAUACGAUUAAGACGAGAUCGCAGUCGGCGAAAGGCGCGAGUACGGUUGAGGCUUUUAGUAGUAUUGUGGCGGAUUUUGGGGUUAAGGGGUUUUGGAAGGGGACCACGAUGAGGCUGGGACGGACGGUUUUCAGUGGGGGGAUUUUGUUCACGACUUAUGAGUGGGUGGCGGCUUUGUUGAAUCCGAUAUUCAUGUCAAAGGAAGUUGUGUGA